AUGAACACCGCACUCCUCCGCACAUCCGCCCUGCGCUCCGCAGCCCGAGCCGCAGCUCCCACCACAUCUCGCGCUGGCCUCGCAGGCACGACAUUCGUUCGCGGCAAGGCCACGCUGCCCGACCUUCCAUACGACUACGGCGCGCUCGAACCCUCCAUCUCAGGCAAGAUAAUGGAGCUGCACCACAAGAACCACCACAACACCUACGUAACCUCCUUCAACAACUUCAGCGAGCAAAUCGCCGAAGCCAAGCAAAAAGAAGACAUCAAAGCGCAAAUCGCCCUGCAGCCCUUGAUCAACUUCCACGGCGGCGGCCACAUCAAUCACAGCCUCUUCUGGGAGAACCUCGCACCUACCAACCAGGGCGGCGGCGAGCCUCCUUCUGGCGCCCUGUCUGCUGCUAUCAACAACAGCUACGGCAGCCUCGACGCGUUCAAGGAGAAGUUCAACACGGCGCUUGCGGGCAUCCAGGGAAGCGGUUGGGCGUGGUUGGUGCAGGAUACCCAGACCGGUGCUAUUCAGAUUAGGACGUAUGCGAACCAGGAUCCUGUUGUCGGGCAGUUCCGUCCUAUCCUGGGUGUUGAUGCUUGGGAGCAUGCUUACUACCUCGACUACCAGAACCGCAAGGCCGAGUACUUCAAGGCUAUCUGGAACGUCAUCAACUGGAAGGCCGCUGAGAAGCGCUUCCAGUAG
This is a messenger RNA of Alternaria ethzedia, 693 nucleotides long. RefSeq lists its product as uncharacterized. Gene Ontology annotation, molecular function: metal ion binding; superoxide dismutase activity. Bases 1 to 693 code for a protein of 230 amino acids. The record is from RefSeq and is a predicted model, not a curated record. Gene Ontology annotation, cellular component: mitochondrion. Lineage: Eukaryota; Fungi; Ascomycota; Dothideomycetes; Pleosporales; Pleosporaceae. Gene Ontology annotation, biological process: superoxide metabolic process. The transcript is spliced from 3 exons.